Triticum dicoccoides is the source of this 1893-nucleotide messenger RNA. RefSeq lists its product as uncharacterized. The coding region runs from base 1003 to 1845 and encodes 280 amino acids. Gene Ontology annotation, molecular function: nucleic acid binding. The record is from RefSeq and is a predicted model, not a curated record. NCBI's taxonomy places the organism in Eukaryota, Viridiplantae, Streptophyta, Magnoliopsida, Poales, Poaceae. The transcript has 5 exons.
AAACUCAAACGAAAGCAGCGCCCAGAUUUCUUUAUAUAGCCAUGGACUUACGUAGACGAACAGCCCAGUCUAGCGCCAAUCUCAUCUCCUCUCCUCCUCGAUUUCAUGGCGUCGGACGGGGGAGACGAGGGACAUCGUCGUCCGCCGCCUCUUGGCCUCCGAGGCCUGACUCGCGCUGCCUUCCUUCCUCGUUCCGGCGAUGGCGGCGGCCUUCCUCCACUUCGUACUCGUCAUGGCGGCGGCCUUCCUCCACUCGGUCUUGCAGGUCGAGGACCACUGCCGUCGUUCUCCAUUGGAACGGCUGCCUCUACACCGGUGUCCAGCCCCAGCGUCGGAGGGAGACGCCGCGUCGGUCUGUCGCGCCCACCUCGAUCUCCUUCUCCAAAUCAGGCAGGCUCGUCGAACUGGGCCACCUCGCCGGGCGGGAGCGGCAGUGCAAGCGCCGCCGGAAGGACGUCCUCCUACGUCGGCUUGAACAUCAUGAACGGCUCCAUCUGCGUCGGACCAAAUCCGUCCGUAUUCUGCACGAGAGACCGUACCAGUGAGUUUGCUGCAUCUACUAACGGCAGAGAAGGCGGCUGGCGUGGCGCUGGAUAUAAUCCAAAUUUUGAGAACGCUGACGAGUAUCCUCCACGGCCGGAACAUGUAGAAGCACCUUCUGCAAAAGAGAUUGAUUUGAAUGCUUUGGCUAACAAGAAUAACAGAGAACAGUACACUGUCGAAGACAAGCGUAAUAUUUACGCUAUGCUGCUUGCUCGAAAUGGAGAGCGUGGAAGGUUAAAGAAUGGGGUUUUGGAUUCUGUUGUACGUGAUGGAAAUUGUUCUCGGAGGUGUGCGAGUAGGAUUUGGAAAGAAACGAAGACAGGAGGUGGCGUUAACUCUAUCAAGAACAAUUUGAAGUUAAAAACGGGAAGGAAGAAAAUGAGUUUGGAUAUUGAGGCAUUAUAAGCCAUUCCACCUGGUGAGAGGACCACAAUUCGACAAGUUGCUGCUGGACUUAACAUGUCCAAAAGCACAAUUCACCGUAGGUUGAAGGAGAAGGUAAUGAGACGAGUUUCAAAUGAACUGAAAUCUUCAUUAACUGAAGCCAACAAGAAGGCACGUGUGGCGUAUUGCCUUGAGAAUUUGGAGCCAAGUUCAUUGGAGGACAAUCCCACUUUUAAAGCUAGUUUUAACAAGGUUCAUUUGGACGAGAAGAUCUUCUACCGCACAAGGAAGACACAGAAAAUGUACUUGAGUCAUAGAGAGGAAGCACCAAAAAGAGAAUGCAAACAUAAAAACCACAUCCAGCAGAUCAUGUUCUUGUCGGCUAUGGCAAGGCCAAGGUAUGAUUCUCAAGGAAAUUGUGUGUUUGAUGGAAAAAUAGGUGUGUGGGCAUUUGUUGAUUGGGUGCAAGCUCAAAAGAAGAGUGCUAACAGAGGGAGAGGAGAAUGGGAGCUCAAGCCUUCAUCUUCGGUGGACAGGAACAAAAGUAGGGAGUACAUUGUGCAGUAUGUACUGCCUGCUAUAAAGGAAAAAUGGCCUGGGAGUGAUAGAUGGAACACCGUGUACAUUCAGCAAGACAAUGCAAGAACUCAUGUUUUAGCAAAUGAUCCCAUUUUUGCAAUGGAAGCGGCAAAGGGAGGUUGGGAUAUCAGAAUUGUAAAUCAACCACCAAAUUCACCUGACUGUAACAUACUUGAUCAAGCUUGUAUGAGGGAAAUUAUUAAGCACAAGGGGUCGAUGCACUAUGAUACACCUCACAUGAAGAAAAAAACAUUAGAGAGGCUAGGUCUACUGUCAGUCCGUCUGACGGUUGAUAAAGAUUAUGUUGACGUUGCCAUUGAGUAUUUGAACUCACCUUAGGAGGAAUGAGUGUUUUAGUUUAUCACUGGAACAAUUGUACUUUGUUGU